This is a messenger RNA of Orbicella faveolata, 927 nucleotides long. RefSeq names its product mitochondrial fission process protein 1-like. Gene Ontology annotation, cellular component: mitochondrion. Lineage: Eukaryota; Metazoa; Cnidaria; Anthozoa; Scleractinia; Merulinidae. Gene Ontology annotation, biological process: mitochondrial fission. The record is from RefSeq and is a predicted model, not a curated record.
UCCUCGUUCCGAACUUGGAAGAGAGACUUACCCCAUGGAAACGAGGUUACUACAGAACAAAUGGCAGGAAAACAAGAUGGCGAAUGAACAAUGGAAGAACAACAACAACAAGACUUUUCCAAUGUCAAAGGAUCUGAAGUCGAUGUUUUCAGGGAUACGGUGUUACGAUAUCUAGGAUAUGCCAAUGAAUUUGGUGAGGCAUUUCGCACACACAUCCCUCGAUUUAUUUACCUAGGUAGCUAUGGCGUCGCCUCAACAUACUGCCUGGCAGACUCCAUUGACAAAGGGAGACGCUGCUACCAGGAGAGCAGCCAUCUGAACAGCUAUCUUCAGAAACGGAAAGCUAUUGAAACCAUGGUGGAAGCAGCAGUGUGGCAGGGGCUGGCAUCUGUGAUUAUACCAGGCUUUACAAUCAACAGGAUUUGCGCUGCCUCCAGGUUCACACUGAAGAGAUGUUCUAGAACAAUGCCUCCUCGUGCUCAGAUGUGGGUGACUACCCUUGCAGGACUGAGUGCAAUACCUGUUAUUAUCAAACCUAUUGAUAGACUGGUUGAUAAUGUGAUGGAUGGAAUGAUUCACAUUUCCAGACAACUUGGCAUCUCUCACCAACUUGAUCACAGUCACAAGAAAUAGAAACUUGCCAAUUUGCUCUGGAUAUAUGACAAACUGAACAGAACAAUAAUUAUUUUGUGUACGAUUUGUAACUUGUGUUGUUUCCUUCAACUGGCUUUGCUCAGUUUUUUCUGUUUUAUUUCUGAUUCUCCUUGAUCUUUCACUAUGUAUGUUUCCCGCUGUUAUCUCUAAGUUUCUAAACCUCCAUUUCUGGAUACUACACAGAUGUACAGUACAAAGUGAUUGUAAAAAAAAAUCCAUUUGUACAGCAGAUGAUAUUUUACAAAAGUUAAUAAAGGCAAUGUAGAUUUUCAA